AUGCCGGGCACGCCCAAAUCCACACCGAAGAAGGCUGCGGCCUCGACGCCCGCCGGCUCGCCAUCCACGUCCACCCCGAGCCGCAUGACGCGCGCACAGGCACGCGCAUCGGGCGUCAAGGUCAAGACCCCCUCGCCACUCAAGAGCUCCUCGACCCCCAGAACGCCCAAGACGCCCAAGACACCCAAGGCGUCCAAGGCCCAGGAGGUUGAGAGCCCCAGUAAGACCAGCUCGCCCCGCAAGGUGUCGCCCAAGAAGUCGCCGUCGCCCGCAAAGGCGUCGCCGGGCAAGGUGCCUGCGAGCCACGCCAAGCUCGCGCGUAAGCCCACCUCGGCACUCGCUACCGCCCAGCCGAUCAAUGCUGAGGACUCGGAGGACGAGGAGGAGGACAGUGAUGUGGAGCUGCAGGAGGAGGAAGACGAGGAGGAGUCCGAUCUCGAGGACGGACAGGAUGUGUCGGAGAAGGGCAUGCAGCGUCUCAUGGCUGCACUCGGCGACGACGGCCUCGAUGAGGUCGACAUGGCCGCUCUCGACGAGCUUGCUGGUGACGAAGACGAGGAGGAAGACGAGGAGGAUGAGGACGAUCUCGAGGAGGAAGCAAAGGAGGACGACGAAGAGGACGCCGCCGAGGAGGUGGAUGAUGACAUCCCGCGCGUCAAGCCCAACGCAAACGGCGACACGCUCGCUGCCUCGAUCGCACGCAGUGGUCUCGUGCCCGUCGAGGAGUCUGACUCCGAUUCCGCCAACGAGGAGGAAGAAGAGGAAGAGGAGGAGGAAGACGAAGAAGAAGCGAUCGCAUACGAAGAUCUUCCGGACGACGUUGAGCUGUCGGAAGCGGCCAAGGCGUCACGCGUGCAGCGCAUCAAGGUGAACAACGAGGCAGCACUGCGGCGCAUCACUUCGGACAUCUCUCUCGACACGGCCACCUCGAAGCUUCCGUGGAUCGAGACGAUGCGCAUCGUCUACCCGUCCACCAUCUCCUCGACGGUUACGGAUGUGGAGAAUGACCUCGAGCGCGAGCUUGCGUUCUACAAGCAAGCGCUUCACGCUGCUGUCGAGGGCCGUAAGCUUGUCGAAUCAGCGGGCGUUGCAUUCUCUCGACCGUCGGACUACUUUGCCGAAAUGGUCAAGACGGACGAGCACAUGGAGCGCAUCCGACAGAAGCUUCUCGACGAGUCCGCGGCGAUCAAAGCGUCCGAAGCGGCCAAGAAGCAACGCGAGCUCAAGAAGUUCGGUAAAAAGGUGCAGGUGGAGAAACUGCAGGAGCGCAUUCGCAACAAGAAGCAACUCAACGAACGCAUUGCCGGUCUCAAGCGCAAACACGGCGAUGUUGACGAUGACGAGGACCAAUUCGACGUGAGGUUGGAAGAAGCUAUUGGUGACCAACCCAAGUCUGGCAAGCCGCAACAGCAGAGGAAGGGUAGGGAGGCCAGUGGCAAAGCCAAAAUGCCCCGAACAGCAAGAGAUGCAAAGUACGGAUUUGGAGGCAAGAAGAAGUACUCGAAAAGCAAUACCGCCGAAUCGACCAAUGAUUUCAGCUCCGGUCCCACCAGAGGUGCAAGGGGGUCAAAGCCAAAGAUCUCCGGCAAGGCUGGAUUUCGACCAAAGCAAAAAUCGGGCGCGGCAAAGAGACCAGGUAAAGCCCGUCGUGCCGGUCACUAA
Molecule: messenger RNA, 1662 nt
Organism: Moesziomyces antarcticus
Lineage: Eukaryota; Fungi; Basidiomycota; Ustilaginomycetes; Ustilaginales; Ustilaginaceae
Product: EBP2-domain-containing protein
Exons: 1
Coding region: 1-1662 (553 amino acids)
Biological process (GO): ribosomal large subunit biogenesis; rRNA processing
Cellular component (GO): preribosome, large subunit precursor; nuclear periphery; nucleolus
Source: RefSeq, a predicted model, not a curated record